This is a messenger RNA of Pelobates cultripes (western spadefoot toad), 423 nucleotides long. The record is from the annotation of a GenBank genome assembly. Lineage: Eukaryota; Metazoa; Chordata; Amphibia; Anura; Pelobatidae.
AUGCGUCCAUGCACAGUAACAGUCUGUUAUACUCUAAAUCAGCCGCUAGAUGGCGCUGUUCUAACCGCGGCCAGAGUUGGGUUAGUUACCAGCCGUGGCCAGCAGGUGGCGCGGGAGGGCGCUCGUGCUCCGUGUAACCGCAGUCACGUGACGCAGGGCGUGCCAGCUCCCCCCUCCCCCUCCCUCCCCCCUGGGUGCCGUGACGUUGCCUCCUCCCUCCCUCCUCCCUCCUCCCUCCCUCCGGGUGACGCACCCGGUUACGUGUACUGCUCACACCGCCCCGGAGCCGUCCUCCCCGCCGCCUGUGACGAGGCCCGUUACGUAGAGAGCUCGCGGCACGGCCCACCGCCACUGACUGAUAGGGUGAGUCCGUCACACGCUCGCUGUGUGCCAGGCCCUGCACCGCCCGCCAUUCACCGCUAG